Messenger RNA from Symbiodinium sp. CCMP2456, 1272 nucleotides. The record is from the annotation of a GenBank genome assembly. NCBI's taxonomy places the organism in Eukaryota, Dinophyceae, Suessiales, Symbiodiniaceae.
GGUACGUUCCAGACUUUAGGUGCCAUGAGUUUGGACAUGAAGCCUUGUCACGCGCUGUUUCGAGUUCUUGGGCUGACCAGUCUAUUCCUCACUUUGUAUUGGGGCCUGGCUGGUAGAACGAACAUGGCUGUGACUUGCCCAAUCGUUGCACGUGGCUUGUGCGUUUCGGUGCUUUGGGACGCGUCGCGUCUACCAACUCACCCAGCACAAAACAAGUCUCCUGCAGACUGCACAGAAGGCUUGCUGAGUCUUGCAGGAAGACAUCAUAUUUCAUCCUAUAUGCAGUCGCAUUAUCUCAUGUACCGCCCGGGUGGUGGCUUGAACAAUCGGAUCCAAGGCUUGGAAAUCGGCUUGCUGUUUGCUGUGCUUCUGAACCGCACAGUUGUUAUUGAGACCAUCAACACAGGGCAUUCCAAAGGACGAGAGGUGCAGUACACAGAUUUUCUGGAAGCCAUUGAUGAGUGGCCAACGGUCCGUGCCGGCAUAGACACCAAGCUGUACACUAGCCUUAAGGCAGAAAGCAACCGCUCACACUUGCCUUUGAACCCACAUGCAAACUGCAGCGUAAAUCUUUGGGAUAUGGUUGUGGAGUACUCUUCAUCCACCGACCGAGUGCUGGAGUAUCCCCACUAUGCUGGCUUUUGGCAGUACUGGUUUCGACCAGAGUAUCACAUGGUGGUCGCUCGUUUCUUGGACCAGCAUGUUCGUUUCCGGACCAAUUUUUCGGUGCCGAUACAGUUUGCCCUUCCUUUUCCGUAUGCUCUUCUACACUAUCGGCUUGGUGACAUGCCAGGCCUUCCAUUGUUCAACUGCUCCAAGAUCAACUUCAGUUUCACAGGCGGGGUAUGGAAUCAGUGUCGUCGGAAACACGUGAACGGCAGUGUGGAGUAUCUCACUGUGCAGAAAGCCUUAGAGUUCUGGCAUGUACCUGAGCACCUCAAGCACGUGUACAUCGCAACGAACAGACCCUCGGACCCUCAGAUUGGGAGAACAGUUCGCUUUUUUGCAGAACGUGGUUUGAAGACUUGGACUUGGGAAGAUAUUUCAUCCUUUUGGCCAGCGGAUUUGGGAGCACGAGAUGGUUCUGCCGUGAGUGCCAUUGAGCAAGUUCUUGCUAUCAACGCUGACACAUACUUUCCUGCGUGGCCCAGCUCGUGGGAUGCCGUUGUUGUGACGAGGAGGUUGGCCCGCCAGAAGCGGCUGGCUCAGGAGCAUCACCAGCUCAUUGUGGACGGCCACCUGCGCAACAAGAACGGCCGUUGCCAGCGAUAA